GUUUGGCCUCACUCUGACAAUGGACAAGGCCUAGGACAGAGAGCUCAGUGUGUGAAUGGGAAGGGGAAUUAAAGUCAAAGAUACCAAAUAGGAUCUUUGAAAGAUACUAGUAAAGUGUUUGGCAAACGGGAGGUCAGGUGGGUCCAGGCGGACCGGCAGCCAAUGGGCGUGUGGUUGUAGCCAGCUGGCGGACGGGCCGUCCUCCAGUGACGCAGGCACUAGGCCCGAGACCUGGCGCGGCGCUGUGAGCGAUGCCGGAGAUCGGGGACCCCGAGGCUGUGACGGGCAUGGGCCCAAUCCGCUCGCAUCACUGCCGCCAGAGUUCGUUCGUCACCUUCUGUAACUGCACGGGCCGCAGCGUGCGGCCGGUGUGGAUCAACUACCGCGGGCAGCCCGAGACCUACGCGGAGAUGAAGGCGCAGAGCGGCCGCAAGAUGAACACUUUCAUGGGUCACCCGUGGAUGUUCCGCGAUGCGGUGUCUGAUGACAGGCUCCUUGUCAAUAGUCACGAGGUCUUCGUCUCGCCCCCCGGUCAGGUUAAUGAGAUUGGGCAGCCUCGAUACAUCAUGGUUAAAAUCACCAUACCAGUUUACACACUAAAGGAGCGGUGCCUGCAAGUGGUGCGCAGCCUGGUGAAGCAGGAGGAUUACAGAAACCUGGAGAUUGCCCGAACACUACACGAUGACCUGGAGGAUCACCCCCAGCUGUUGAAAGAUCUUCAGCACCUCCAGCAGCUGGCUGAACAGGAAGAAAAUGGCCUGAACUGAGAGUGACAAUGUUCUUUCCACACCCUUGCCCCAGAUCAGAACUGGUAUAUUAUGCGUAGACAAACUGUGAAAAGUGAUCUACAGAGUCCCUAGCAACAGUGACUGUCCAGUGUGACUGACACAAAGCUUUGGACGUCUCCACCUGAUCAGUAUUGUUGACAUAUUUUGUACUUUUCAUUAUCUUCCUAUUUCUUGGACCAAAUCAUUUCACUUUUUUAAAUGGCUGAUGUGGAAAUACUCCAGUACCUUUAGAUGAACAGCAUCCAGUAAAUUUCUGGUCCAUCACCAAUAUCGUGCAGCAGUAGAAUUGAGUAAAUUAGGGAAGGAGGCUGGCGUAGCUUGGGUCUCUUCCACUGGUGUCUGAGAUGCCAGUAUAGAGUUUAUUCUACAAGAGAGGGAAUCCAGAACUCCUGGUAGUAUGGUGAGCUUGUGAUAUAGAUAAUGGUUGGUGUAGAGUAUUGAAAGUACAAAGCAUGGAAGUAACAUGGGAAAGUGGGUGACCAUAUGAGGAAUGAAGGAAUAACAAAAUAUGCUGAUGGGGCUAAAUGGCUCACCUAUGGCAUUAAAGGUCAGCAUGGAGUAUUUGCGGAGAAUGCUUUGACUGCGCAGUAACUGAAGGUAGCAUAAACAUGAGUUUCUAAGCCAGCUUAGAUCCAUAGAAUUGGUCUAUGAUUCUCACGUGAAUUGAGAUAUGGUGAAAAACCUUGUUUUGCUGCUAUCCAUGUAGAUCAUACCAUACAUGAGUACAUAAGAGUACAGAAAGAAAAAUGAAACAUUGUGCAGAAUAUAGUAUUACAGUAAUGGAGAAAAUACAGUCAAAAAGUAUAAAACUGCUGCUGCCCAAUAUGGGGAAUGGCUUUCUCAACUAAGCUUCUGACAUUAACAUUUUAUUUGUAGAUGAGCCUGUGGUUGCUCUGAGUACUGUGUACUGGUUAUAUGUAUCCAUGCCUAAACUAGUCCACUUUGCCAGUUCUGCAUUGUAACCUGCUUCAUUCUGUGCUACUGAGCUUGUAUUUAUGGCUCCUGAAUCUGUGGACACCUUGGUCUUUUCUCCAAUUUCUCCUACUAGUUCUAACUUCUGUUUCACUGUCAUCCAGGUUUGUUUUCUUUUCACCUUAUCUGGUCAUAGAAUUUUGCAGGUCUGGACACAGUGCCCCUGGUAUUCCAGCCACGGUGCUGUAAAAGUUGAACAAGACAAAUCAGCCUUUGUAUUAUCAUUUUAUUGGUGUAAUUUUUAUGAUUUUCUCUGUAUUCAGUCAUCUCAAUCCCUCCACGUUCCCACCUUAUUUAGAAGCUUACUUUUCAAGGCAUAAACAUUCUUCUUAAGCAAAAGUGUCUCUUUGCAUCUUCCCAUAUUCACAUUUGUUUCUCAAUUCCAGCCGUUUUCCAAGACGGUCUUUCUCUAUUGAAUCUGUAGUCCUUUGUCACGUUGGUCUAAAUCAUGUGUGUAAUUAUUAGGCAGUGGAUGUUGCAGCAGUAGUCUGAGAGGAAGACUGCUCGGCACUCUUUGUCAUGUUAGGUUUGCUAACUGUUGCUCCCCCAUUCUGUCAUUCCUUUAACCCAACAGCAUUUCUGUUUAAGUGACAAUUUUUCAAGUCCAAGCCCAGAUUGGUGUCAGCAAGAUAUUCACUUGUGCAAGCCAUGGUUGAUGCUAAGCUGGUGAAACAUGGCAGUAACGAAGGAUCUCGACCUGAAAUGUUACCCAUUCCUUCUCUCCAGAGAUGCUGAGUUACAUCCAGCUUUUUGUGUUUACAUCCUAAUAAGAUCUGCCCCAACUGGGUCACACUAAAGUGGAUCUACCAAAUUCAUCACACAAAGCUUGUAGGCAUCUUAGGCAUCAACAAUUUUAGGCAUCUUUUCAUUGAAAGCAGCAUGUUUUUUGGUUACUGCACAUGUGACAGGAGCACACUGAGCUCUUGUAUAUAUUUUGUACAUUAAAGCUGAACAAAGUCACUGAUCCUUUCAGUAAA
Leucoraja erinaceus (little skate) is the source of this 2737-nucleotide messenger RNA. RefSeq names its product von Hippel-Lindau tumor suppressor (gene vhl). Lineage: Eukaryota; Metazoa; Chordata; Chondrichthyes; Rajiformes; Rajidae. The transcript is spliced from 3 exons. The coding region runs from base 252 to 767 and encodes 171 amino acids. The record is from RefSeq and is a predicted model, not a curated record.